UCCCCGCCAGGCGCACCUGUCCCCGCUGCACGCCGUCGGAGUGCGCUCGCAGCCUUUUACUUUCCACCUCGAGUUUCCUGGAGCCAGCGGCUGGCGAGGGCGGCAGAGGGCAAGCCUAAAGCAGGCUCUGUCCAGGCCGGCGCAGGGGCCACAGUCCGUAAGAGUCGAGCCGCGUGGACGUCGCUGCGGCCACCAUGGUAGCCACUUGCCUGCAGGUGGUGGGCUUCGUCACUAGCUUCGUGGGCUGGAUUGGAAUCAUCGUCACCACGUCCACCAAUGACUGGGUGGUGACCUGUAGCUACACCAUCCCCACCUGCCGAAAAAUGGACGAACUGGGAUCCAAGGGGCUGUGGGCUGACUGCGUCAUGGCCACUGGUCUCUACCACUGCAAGCCCCUGGUGGACAUUCUCAUCCUACCAGGCUACGUCCAGGCUUGCCGAGCCCUCAUGAUCGCUGCUUCGGUUCUGGGCCUGCCGGCCAUCUUGCUGCUGUUGACAGUUCUCCCGUGCAUCCGAAUGGGCCACGAGCCUGGAGUGGCCAAGUACAGGCGAGCCCAGCUGGCUGGGGUGCUUCUUAUUCUGCUGGCUCUCUGCGCCAUCGUCGCCACCAUCUGGUUCCCUGUGUGUGCCCACCGUGAGAUCACCAUCGUGAGCUUUGGCUACUCGCUGUACGCGGGCUGGAUCGGUGCUGUGUUGUGCCUGGUGGGUGGCUGCGUCAUCGUCUGCUGCUCUGGGGACGCACAGUCAUUUGGAGAAAACCGUUUCUAUUACUCUUCGGGCUCCAGCUCGCCCACUCAUGCCAAGAGUGCCCACGUCUAAGAGGGCUGCUCCACUGCCCACCGAGGUGCUGUAGAUGCUGGGCCCGGGGGGCCCUGGGUUUGCUUGCCACAGUGGGGAGAAGCCCACUUCCCUGCCAGGCACUGAAGCCAAAGGUCUAGAAAGAUUCCUGCCUGACAUUUUGCAGUCAUAACUCCACCCACCCCACCACUUCUUGGUUUCCUUAAGAAAUAUCUAGCUCACAUAAUGCCACAUAGUUUUCUUAUGCUGUUGUGGGCUGUUAGCUCUUUCUUCCGGCAUUCCGUUGCUGUUGAUUAAAAAAAAAAUAUAUAUUUUGUUUCUCUCUUAAAUUCAAAUGAUUUGGGAACAUUGCUAAAGUGGGCAUGGAUUGGGAGAGAAAUAAAAGACAGUUUUCAGUCGGUUACCAACUACAAUGGAAGCCUCAUAGAGACACUGCUCUGUUUUCUUUUGCCUCUUAGUUUCAAGGUCACUUACAUAUAAGAGAUAGAAAAAGAUAGACUUGGGAACAUGGGUGGGAGAGGAACCUCGGGACUUUCUGUGGGAAAACUUCUCUUUUAUAAGUUGAGGGGUUGGGACUCUUUUUUUAGUUUGUGAUUUUACAUUUUUCUGUACAUAUUUUUUCAAGAUUGAUCAUUUUUAUAACCAUGGGUUUCCUGAAAUUCUCAAUUCACCAAUAUGAAGGAAAUGAACCAGAUAGACUUUAAUUUGCAAUAAGUAACAGUACGGAGAUUAUAACUCUAACUGACCGUCCACGAGUUUCAGGUUUGUAUGCUGUAGUUUUUAAUUCUACACCUGCGUAUGCUUCAAAUUAACACAUUUAAAAACUCUUUCACCCUUUCUAUCUCUGUCUCCAUUCUGUUAGCGAUCUUGAAGCAAUGUUGUUUAACAUAAGUUGUACUGUUGAAUUGGCUUCGUGGGUGUAAACACUGAUGGUCUGUCAGUGUCUAAGACUCUGGCCCUGCGAGCACGGUCGGUGCAUUUGUUCAGGUAAAAUCUGUGAAAUAAAAUAAUAAACUGUCUCCAACG
Acomys russatus (golden spiny mouse) is the source of this 1823-nucleotide messenger RNA. RefSeq names its product claudin 11 (gene Cldn11). Gene Ontology annotation, cellular component: bicellular tight junction; plasma membrane. Bases 195 to 818 code for a protein of 207 amino acids. Gene Ontology annotation, biological process: bicellular tight junction assembly; cell adhesion. The record is from RefSeq and is a predicted model, not a curated record. The transcript is spliced from 3 exons. Gene Ontology annotation, molecular function: structural molecule activity. NCBI's taxonomy places the organism in Eukaryota, Metazoa, Chordata, Mammalia, Rodentia, Muridae.